AUGCAUUUCGCAACCCUUCCACUCCUUUUCGCAGCUACCACGCUCGCAAGCCCACUUCACAAGCAAGCAUACCUCGUCAAGCGAGCCUGUACCACUGGCCCAGACACCGCGACCGACUUCCUCGCCUACCCAGCCUACGUAAAUACAGCUUCAAACGCAACCACUCCCCCCGGCUACGCAAACACAUACACCAACCUCCACGCCAGCAGCAAUGCAGAUGGCUAUGCUGGCUACACCACCCUCCCCACCUACAACACCACCGCAUGCGCCGAAAAAUGCACGGCCAGCAAAAACUGCCACGCCUUCAACAACUUCUACGAACGCACUGCUGUGUCAUCCUCCUUUAACUCCUCCUGCACCAGCACCGCAACCAUCAAAUGUGUAUUCUGGAAUGGCGCUGUGACGACUGCUAAUGCAGUAAACACCGGCUCCACCCAAAAUAACUUUGAAAUCGUCAUCGCAGGAUCGAAUGGUUAUGUCGCUUCUGCGAUUUCUCCUGCUACAGGAUACUCUGCACCUGUAUAUUUCAGCAACAGUGGUAUUCAAGCACCCCUGGACUGCAAUGGCAAAGACACAUACUUGGGCUUUCAAACGUUUGAUGCAAACUUCGAUGCCAGUCGCUGCGCAGCCGCAUGUUCUGCUCAAGCUGCCUACGCAUUGACUCAUCUGCCCUCUGAUGGCAGCACACCCAAGACUUGCAAGUUCUUCAACACGUAUGUGGAGAGCAAGAAUGGUGUACCUCAAGAUCAAAAGUGUGUCUUGUAUAGCCAGACUUGGAGCAAGGGUGUAGCGACAAACACUGGAUACGCAUAUGGCAAAGACGUGUAUGCAGUGGGCAUGUCAUAUGGAUACUCCAAUGCCACGGAUGCGGGUGUUUGUGUCAAAGCUUGA
Aureobasidium uvarum is the source of this 891-nucleotide messenger RNA. NCBI's taxonomy places the organism in Eukaryota, Fungi, Ascomycota, Dothideomycetes, Dothideales, Saccotheciaceae. The record is from the annotation of a GenBank genome assembly.